UGUGAGGUUAUAAAACUCGUCGAGUUCCGCUUGUUUGGGCGCAGUUCAUACACGAAUCCAUAGUCGAGCUUCAGAUCUGCUCCAACCCACAACCUACAGCUCAAGAGAAUGGAGACCUUCCUAUUCACCUCUGAAUCCGUCAACGAGGGUCACCCCGACAAGCUGUGCGACCAGAUCUCUGAUGCGGUGCUCGACGCCUGUCUUGCUCAGGACCCUGACAGCAAGGUUGCCUGUGAGACAUGCACCAAGACCAACAUGGUCAUGGUCUUUGGAGAGAUCACUACCAAGGCCAACGUAGACUAUGAGAAGAUUGUCCGUGAUACAUGCCGAGCUAUUGGAUUUGUUUCUGAUGAUGUCGGUCUCGAUGCCGACAACUGCAAGGUCCUGGUCAACAUUGAGCAGCAGAGCCCUGAUAUUGCCCAGGGCGUCCACGGCCACUUCACCAAGCGCCCUGAGGAGAUUGGUGCUGGUGACCAGGGACACAUGUUCGGUUAUGCCACAGAUGAGACCCCUGAAUAUAUGCCUCUUAGCCACGUCCUUGCAACCAAGCUUGGAGCUCGCCUCACUGAAGUCAGGAAGAAUGGCACCUGCCCCUGGUUGAGACCAGAUGGUAAGACCCAAGUGACUGUUGAGUACUACAAUGACAAUGGUGCCAUGGUUCCAGUCCGUGUUCACACUGUUCUCAUCUCCACUCAACAUGAUGAGACUGUCACAAACGAUGAGAUUGCUGCUGACCUUAAGAAGCAUGUUAUCAAGCCUGUCAUCCCUGAGAAGUACCUUGAUGAGAAGACCAUCUUCCACCUUAACCCUUCAGGCCGAUUUGUCAUUGGUGGCCCUCAUGGUGAUGCAGGUCUCACUGGACGUAAAAUCAUCAUCGACACUUAUGGUGGCUGGGGAGCCCAUGGUGGUGGUGCUUUUUCUGGAAAGGACCCUACGAAGGUGGACAGGAGUGGUGCCUACAUUGUUAGGCAAGCUGCCAAGAGUAUUGUCGCCAAUGGGCUUGCUCGCAGGUGCCUCGUUCAGGUCUCUUAUGCCAUUGGUGUGCCUGAGCCUUUGUCAGUCUUUGUUGACACAUAUGGGACCGGAAAAAUUCCUGACAAGGAGAUCCUCAAGCUUGUAAAAGAGACCUUCGACUUCAGGCCUGGAAUGAUAACUAUUAACCUGGACCUCAAGAGGGGAGGCAAUGGUAGAUUUUUGAAGACUGCUGCCUAUGGACACUUCGGAAGAGAUGAUUCAGACUUUACCUGGGAGGUUGUGAAGCCCCUCAAGUGGGAGAAGCCCCAAUCUUAAGAUGCAUCUAUGAUUUACCAUGUCUAUGCUUCUUAUUGCAUGUUUUAUUGGUACUGGAUGAAUAAUUUGCGUGUUUACUUGCUGCUCUAAUCCCUUACCUAAGAUUCCCAUUUCUAUUUUCUUUUUUUUUUUUUUUUUUUUGGAUUUUGAAUUUUAUGUAAUCGUGUUAUAUACAAUGAAAAAAUGCCUGCAGAUUUCGUCCUA
Juglans regia (Persian walnut) is the source of this 1494-nucleotide messenger RNA. Its product is annotated as S-adenosylmethionine synthase 1. The coding region runs from base 109 to 1290 and encodes 393 amino acids. The record is from RefSeq and is a predicted model, not a curated record. NCBI's taxonomy places the organism in Eukaryota, Viridiplantae, Streptophyta, Magnoliopsida, Fagales, Juglandaceae. Gene Ontology annotation, molecular function: methionine adenosyltransferase activity; ATP binding. Gene Ontology annotation, biological process: S-adenosylmethionine biosynthetic process. Gene Ontology annotation, cellular component: cytosol. The transcript is spliced from 2 exons.